AUGUUCGCCUGCGGGUGCGACUCCAACUGGGCCAGCCGGCUCAGGUGCGGCGACUGCGGGGGGCGCUGCUCAUCCAAAGUCGAGGGCGCCGCGAGGAAGGCCAACAAGGCCAAGCUCGACGCCCUCAGCGACCUCAAGGCCGAGCUCAAGAUGCUCACUGGCGGGGAGCAAGCGGCGAGCUGCGUCGACGUCGUCGAGGCCAAGUGCGCCGAGCCGCCGAAGCCGAAAAGCAUCACCGUGCUGCGGGGCCAGAUGAAGAAGAAGCUCGAGGGCCAGCACCAGAAGGCAGUCUGCGAGGUCCAGGAGCUUGAGGACCAGAGGGCCAGGCUCGACAAGCAUACCAGCGACGCCAAGGAGUACGUCGCAGAGCUCGAGGCCAAGCUGGAGUCUGCCGACGCCGAGAUCGAAUCCCGUCACGCCGCGGGGGUCCUCGGGGACGGGCUCAAGGGUUUGGCCAAGGUCUUCGAGCAGUUCAAGGCCACGGCGGUCGACGACCAGGCCGUCCACCAGGGCCUCUCCCAGCUCCAGGAGGUCGUCAAAAAGGAUCAGGAGAACGUCGACACUGCUGCCGCCCCCGAAGCACCUGCUGGUGUUCCUGCUGGCGGCAAUGGCGGAGAUGGCGCUGCGCGCGGAAGAAGCACGCCAAGAAGCAGCGUGUUUGAUAGCCACUGGGUCUGCACGAUCAACGCAAACACCGAGAAGGGCGACAGGUCCUUCCUCGAAUGGCUAGAUGGCGCCCAGGCACUCCACGGCGAGGGGCCUGCGCAGAGGCCAGCCGCCGACAUCGCCGUCGUCCAGGAGACAAGGAUUCGCGAAGGAGACCGCGAGGGGGUCCAACGACGGCAUAGGAAGCGCGGCUUCGAUUUCGACGUCGCAGCAGGGCUCAGCAAUGGCGAGGGGCCACAGGCAGUCUCAGGAGGAGUCGGUGUUCGGCAGCAGUUCGCGGUCUUCACGCUCGCCACCAAGUGCAUCCAACCUCGCCGCGUGCACAAUCAGAUGGUCCACCUUGGAGACAGGCUCGCCAUCGACCUCGCGUCCGCCCACCUCCGCGACGGCGAAGGCAUGGGCGAGGUCAGCGGAGACAUCCUCUGGGACCUUGCAGCGCGGCUCAGGGUAGCCCCACGGGCGGGCUCCCUCGCCGAGCUCGACUUCGCGGUCAUCGCCGACGAGCUCCAGCCUUGCGUCUUCAGCCACGGGCCUGUCCCAGGGGCCCCAUCGGCCCGCGCAGUCCAGUUCUCCUUGAGCCCCGAGGCAGCCAUGAAGCAAUGGCUGCGACAUGCUGCGGCCAACCUCCUCCCGCUCUUCGACCUGCACGGCGAGGGGGCCAAGAAGUUCUCCGGCAGGGCCGGGGGCGUGCGCUUCGCCGAGGCGCAGCUGGCAGAUGCUACCCGCCGCCGCCGGGCGCAACUCAGCUCGCGCGCUGCCCAUGCCCGGUGUGACCUGGGCAGCCUGCUGCAGCGCGCCGACCUGCUGGCAGCGCGCGGGGGCGACAGCCACAGCCUACACGGCCUUCGCAGCCGCCUCGGCGCGAUCAGCAUUCCCGACUACGACGGCAACGAGGCCCCUCUCAGCAGAUGCGAGCCGGCCAUUGCUGCCUCCUCGGGCGACGCGGGCCUUCGGAGGCCAGAGCCGCUGCCGAAGGCCGCCCUGGUCGGCGCCGACGACGACGGCGGCCUCGCCCCCCCCGUCAACGGCGACGAGGCUGUGGAGUACUGCCUCAAGGAGUGGCUGCCCCUCCUCUGCGACUCGCGUCGCAGGGGAGGGCUCGAGGAGGCCGCCAGCUGGGGCGCCCCUGCGCCGCUCCCCAACCUCGAGGUCGGCGACUUCAGUUUCUCGCUCAAGAGGCACGCUUGGGAGGGCGCCCCCACGGCCUACCUCGGCUGGCCAUCGGCGAUCGUCUCCCGUGCCAAGCGAGGCGGAGGCAGGGGGCCGAUUGCGCUCACUUGUCUACAGCUUCGCCUCUGGUCGGCCAUGAGAGGGUCCAUCGUCAGGCGCUGGGGCGCGCAGCACCGCGAGGCCUGGUACAUCGGAGGAGAGCUCAACACGUGCGAGAGGGCAGGCUGGGCCCACCAGAUCCUCACGGCCCCGGCGUACGAGAAGAAGCACAGCGCGGGCACGGCGCUAGACGACCUACGCAAGUUCUACGAGAAUUUCAGCAACAAGGAGCUCUUCUUCGAGGCGCAGGCCACUGGCUUCCCAGCCAGACUGCUCAAGGCACGCUGCGUCUUGCAUUCGGGUUGCAGGGCCAUCACGGUGGAUGGAGCAUGCAGCGCGCAUCUGCGAGCAACGGGCACUGCGCUUGCAGGAUCCUCCUGCGCGACAGUGAUCGCCAAGCUCCUGCUCUACAUGUCCUUCAAGAAGGCUACGGCCCUCUACCCGAGCGCGAGACUGGGCAGCGUCGUUGGCGACUUCGCCCUGCAGACGGUCGGGGCCACGGGCAGGGUCAAGGCCGUCCUGGGCCCAGCCGCGCGCACCCUCCUGGCCUGCUUCGACGAGAAGCGGGCCCCCGUCCACUUCGGCAAGCUGAGCUACCUCACCCCCGACGCUGACGCGGCCAACAAGCUGGAGGCGGAGUGGCCGCCCACCGACGGCAGAGCUGACCGAGGCAGGCUCCUCGGCAAAGACGUGCGCGACGGGCGCUGGAGGUCCACCGCCAUCGCGGCCCAGCGUGUCGAUGGUGCCCCGGCGUGCUCCAGACGACUCCAAGUCCCACGAUCAGCAGGCGCCAAGGUCGCCACAGUGCAGAGGGGAGGGCCUACGGCAGCCGCCACCUGGAGCUCGGCCACGACGGGCCUGGCACCCUCAGUCCUGCGCGGGCUGCGCGUGGCUGCGGUCCGCGGCGAAGGGCCCUUCGCGGCAGGGGCCUCGGUCGGCCUGAGGCUGCGCUGCUUCCCCAAGGGCAUCGAGAGGGGCCCCGCUGUCGUGAACGCGGGGCAGGUCUUGCAGCAUCUCGGCAUGGCGCUCUGGAUCGGCUGCCCCGCCGUGCACGCGCUGAGCGCGCUGCUGGACAAGGCCAGAGAGCGCCGCGUGCAGCUGGGUUGGACCAUAGCCGACAGUAGGACCGUGACUACGGACCUCGGGCUUGGGUUCGACCUGGCCAGUGUUCCGCCGACUUUCAGCAAGGAGCUGGCUGAGGAGUCAGCCAAGAGGUGGUCCGGCAGAGACGCCACCAACAAGCUUUACCCGCGCCAGAGCUCCCGCCUCUUCUUGGACGCGCUGCGGAGGCCUGAGAAGGCCAAGGAGUCCGGCGGCUGGGGGCGCCGCCGGAGGGCGGCCCUCCACCCGGUCAUCUCGGGCACGGCGGAGUUCCGACGCGCGGAGGCAUCUCUGGAGCUUCUACUGCACGCCGAG
Prorocentrum cordatum is the source of this 3351-nucleotide messenger RNA. NCBI's taxonomy places the organism in Eukaryota, Dinophyceae, Prorocentrales, Prorocentraceae. The record is from the annotation of a GenBank genome assembly.